This is a messenger RNA of Choloepus didactylus (southern two-toed sloth), 4845 nucleotides long. It is a transcript of the gene SLCO2B1, whose product is annotated as solute carrier organic anion transporter family member 2B1. Gene Ontology annotation, cellular component: membrane. Gene Ontology annotation, biological process: bile acid and bile salt transport; transmembrane transport; sodium-independent organic anion transport. The transcript has 14 exons. The coding region runs from base 357 to 2486 and encodes 709 amino acids. The record is from RefSeq and is a predicted model, not a curated record. NCBI's taxonomy places the organism in Eukaryota, Metazoa, Chordata, Mammalia, Pilosa, Megalonychidae. Gene Ontology annotation, molecular function: bile acid transmembrane transporter activity; protein binding.
GCACGACUCUGGUCCUGGAUCACUGGAGCCAGAGACUGAGAGUUAGAGAGGGAGAGACCAGAGAGAGAGAGAGAGCCAGGAGGGUGAGACCGAGGGAGGCACACUCUUGGAGAGCGGGAUCGAGUUUGAGCAGGACUUCUUAACCCCUACCUGGAAAAGGUGGCUGCUUUCUAGUGUGGCCCAAGAAGCGUCAACCCAGUGUCUGGAGUUCCACUGUCUCAGCCAUCCCUGCUGGCGCUCACCUCCUGCUCUCUCCAGGAGCGCCCUGUAUGGUCUCACUCCUUCUCCCCUGCUGAGCUCCAGGUCUGAGACUGAGUUAGCGGCUGGAACCCACUGCAUACUUCCCCUCAGCAGUCAUGGGGCCCAGGAUGGGGCCAGCAGGCGAGAGGUCACAGGUGCCGGACAAGGACAGCAAGGACACCAUGGGUACAGAAGGCCCACCCGGAGGCAGAGCCAGCCCGGGUCCUCAGGAUCCGCGGCCAAGCAUAUUCCACAGCGUCAAGUUCUUCGUCCUGUGCCACAGCCUGCUGCAGCUGGCACAGCUCAUGAUCUCCGGCUACCUCAAGAGCUCCAUCUCCACAGUGGAGAAGCGCUUCGGCCUCUCCAGCCAGACGUCGGGGCUGCUGGCCGCCUUCAACGAGGUGGGGAACACAGCCCUGAUCGUGUUUGUGAGCUAUUUUGGCAGCCGGGUGCACCGGCCCCGGCUGAUCGGCUGUGGGGCUGUCCUGGUGGCCCUAGCGGGCCUGCUCAUGAGCCUCCCACACUUCAUCUCGGAGCCAUACCGCUACGACCACGCCAGGCCCGAGGAUCUGUCACAGGACUUUAAGGCUUCCCUGUGCCUGCCCACGACCUCGGCCCCAGCACCAGCCCCCUCCAACGACAGCUGUUUGAGCUACACGGAGGCGAAGCAUCUGGCCGUGGUGGGCAUAAUGUUCACAGCACAGACCCUGCUCGGGGUGGGCAGCGUGCCCAUUCAGCCCUUCGGCAUCUCCUACAUCGAUGACUUUGCACACAACAGCAAUUCACCCCUCUACAUCGGGAUCCUGUUUGCAGUAACCAUGAUGGGGCCAGGCAUGGCCUAUGGCCUGGGAGGCCUCAUGCUGCGCCUUUAUGUGGACAUUGACCGAAUGCCAGAAGGUGGCAUCAGCCUGACCCCAAAGGACCCUCGAUGGGUGGGUGCCUGGUGGCUGGGCUUCCUCAUCUCUGCUGGCGCCGUGGCCCUGGCCGCCGCCCCCUACUUCUUCUUCCCCAGAGAGAUGCCCAAGGAGAAGUAUGAGCUUGGCUUCCGGCGAAGGGUCUUGGCAGUUGCAGCCUCACCUGUCAAAAAAGGUGAGGACUCCUCCUCUGAACAAAGCCCUGGGGGAUCCCCAGAGAAGCAGGAUGGACUUGUCCAGAUUGCCCCAGACCUCAGUGUGAUCCAGUUCAUCAAAGUCUUCCCCAGGGUGCUGCUGCGGACCCUGCGCCACCCCAUCUUCCUGCUGGUCGUCCUGUCCCAGGUGUGCCUGUCGUCCAUGGUGGCGGGCACGGCCACCUUCCUGCCGAAGUUCCUGGAGCGGCAGUUUUCCGUCACCGCCUCCUUCGCCAACCUGCUCAUCGGCUGCCUCCCCAUCCCGUUGUCCAUCAUGGGCAUCGUGGUGGGGGGCGUCCUCGUCAAGCGUCUCCACCUGGGCCCCCUGCGCUGCAGUGUCCUUUGCCUGCUGGGGUCGCUGGCCUGCAUCCUAAUCAGCCUGCCUCUCUUCUUCAUCGGCUGCUCUACCCAUCAGGUUGCAGGCAUCAUGCCCCCGCCUGGUGGCCAGCCUGGGCCCGUGCUGUUUCCUGGCUGCACAGAGCCCUGCUCCUGCUCGCCAGACAACUUUAACCCCGUCUGCGACCCUAGCACCCGUGUGGAGUACAUCUCGCCCUGCCAUGCAGGCUGCACAGGCCGGGUGGUCCAGGAGGCUCCGGAUGAUGGACUGGUUUUCUACACCAACUGCAGCUGCGUGGUGGGGGGUGGCCCUGUGCCCGCAGGCUCCUGCGACUCAGCCUGCAGCCACCUGGUGCUGCUCUUCGUGCUCCUGGUCAGCCUGGCUGCGGCACUGAUCAGUGUCACCCACACACCAUCCUUCAUACUCAUCCUAAGGGGAGUGAAGAAAGAAGACAAGGCUUUGGCUGUGGGAAUCCAGUUCAUGCUCCAGAGAGUUCUGGCCUGGAUGCCCAGCCCCGUGAUUCACGGCAGCGCCAUCGACACCACCUGUGUGCACUGGGCCCAGAGCUGUGGGCGCCGAGCUGUCUGCCGCUACUAUGAUCACGACCUGCUCCGAAAUCGGUUCCUCGGCCUCCAGUUCUUCUUCAAGACCGGCUGCCUGGUCUGCUUCGCCUUGGUUUUAGCCGUCCUGAGGCAACAGGAAAAAGAGGCAGAGACCAAGGCAGCCCUACCCAGCCCUGGCCAAGAGCAGCAGCAGUUAAUGCCAGGGCCAGAGAAGAAGCCCAAGGAGUCCAAAGUGUGAGCUGUCCCGGGGCCCCACCCUGGCCAAGAGUGACAGCCACAGCAGAUACCUUCUCUGGGCCCUUUAACCCAGACUGUGUGUCAGAAGCCACCUGGCUCCUCAACAAACUUGCUGUGUGACUUCAGGAAAGUCACUGACCCUCUCUGGGCCCUCAUUUGCUCAUCUGAACCAAUGCAUUAUUUGGAGGUUUGCUGUGUUGACCGGUUCCAAGCAAGAGGGUCUUCACCUUUCCUUCUCCACCCAGGCGGGCUGACUUAGGGACCAGGAUUUCCCGAGUGGAAGGGCUGCACAUCUUUCCCAAGGGGCCUGGGAUUCAGAAGUGGGCCAUAUGGGCCAGGCUGCCCUCCACUAGGGCCGCAGUCUGGCUCUGCUGCUGACUCAGAGCACCCUCUAUGACCUCAGCCACCUCCUCGGUAAGGUGGUAAUGGACUUGCCUGCAUUCAGGGUUGCUCUGACUGUGGUUAUCUGUAUGGUCAGUAUGGCUUUACACUUUCUCCCAACCCCACUCUAGAGCUUCUGUCAAGAAGUGUCCCUUUGGCGCCCCCUGCAGGCAGAUCCCUGAACUAGAUUCCAAGGGGACAUCCAUGGGGAACUGGCCUGACCCUCAGGACAUCCGGGCUUCAGGAGGCCCUGCAGGAGGGGCCCUGGCCUAUCCUCAAGUGGCCCUGCCCACAAGGAGCCUUGGGACUCAGGAAGCCCCAGCCCCUACUCUCAGGGAGCCACAGUAUGGGGCUGAGGCCUAAUCUCUGCCUUUAGAGGCCCUGGUCUGAAGACGGAGGGAAACCCAGGCCCCACACUUGGGCAAUUUUCUAACUCCAGAGACCAACACGCAUCAGCACGCACUCACCCAUACCUGUGCAUCACCAAGAUUUCUCACAUUUGACCAUGUGCCAUCAAAAUCACUGCAACCUCUUUUGUGAAUAGAAUUGUAAUGUCACAAAUUCCUUCCCGGUGACAGUCUGUGUCACCCAGGACUGUGUGGAUGAUGUCUGGUUCCAUGACACCCAAGUUUUGGGGGGUGACAUCUGGUUCUCUUUGAUGCCUGGUUGGUACAAGGAUUGGUUCUUUGUAGGGCUCAGGUUUGUAAUCCUGGGAGCCAUAAUGCCCAGUUUUGCGUAAUGUGCAAGUCUGGGUAAUGCUUGGGUCUGAACAGCACCUUGCUUUUCUACAUCCAUCAGACCUCGUCUUGUUUCAUGCCCAGUCCCAUCUGGCCUGGUUAUUUCCCUGGGAGGGGAAAAGAGUUUCCUGAUCUGUUCCCAGCCCAUUCUAUUGCCACCGCACACCCCACCUGGCUGGGACCUGUCAUUCAGGAGGCAGGAGACAAGACACCAUCAGCAACCAGCUCCCAAGCCCUGGGUGCCCAGCCCUGUGCUGGGGGCUGUGGGCUAAGGUGGGGUAGGGAGAAGGGACACGCGUGGAUCUUGCUCUGAGUGACUCCCUGUGGCAGGGGUUUGAGGCUGAAAGAAGAAGAGGAAAGACACAAAAGUUCUAAUGCCCAAUUUUGUUCUACUGAUUGAUACCUUUAAAUAUUUAGCAUCUAUCUGAGCUUGUAUUUAUCAAUGCCAAGAACUUCAAUGAGGCUCUUCCGACCAGAAGAGUCCUCCCUCCUGUUUCCCAGGUUUCACAGAAAUAAUCUGGAAUUAUAGAUGCAUUCACUUUUGCAUAAUGUCUCUUCUAUCACAAAAUCUUUUUUUACAACCUGUAUUAGAGUUUGCAAAAACUGUAUUAUUUCCAGUUAUUUAGAUUUAAGUUUUACUGGAUUCAUGCUCACCAUUAUUUCUUGUCUAUUACAUCUUUCCCGAUCUUUAUAUUCUGGUCUAAUUGUCAUUUGACUGAAUGAAAUGCAUUCUUCUAGUAAUAGUUUUAGAAAUGCAUUAAGACCGUGAGGCUUUCUGAGUCCUCACCUGUCCAAAUGGUCAUCCCCAUUUUACAAAAGAGGAAAUGGACUCAGAAAGGAAAUAUAACUUGCACAAAAUCACAUAAAAAAUGAAUGGUGGAGCCAAGGGGUAGAUCCAGAUUUUGUGGGAACUGAAGCUUAUACAAUUUAGGGAGCCCUCUUUAAGAAAAAUAAUACAAAACUGUGAAUACAAAAUUAGGCAAUAAAGUGAAUAGUUACUGUGAAUGAGAAAAAAUUAAAAAAAAAAAAAAACAAAAACAAAUACAUCACACAAUCCAGAAAAAAUAGCGUAAUGUUUUUAUUAACUAAGUGCCUUAGACACCUAGAAAAUACUUUCGUUUCCUGAUGAUUGGAAGACUUUUCCACAGAUCACCUUAUGGUUCUGUCCAUUUCAAACCUUGUUCUCCCCCACUACUCAUGUCCUUCCAGGGUCAGGCAGAAUAAAUCACGUUCAUAUCAUGA